Molecule: messenger RNA, 5303 nt
Organism: Lethenteron reissneri (Far Eastern brook lamprey)
Lineage: Eukaryota; Metazoa; Chordata; Hyperoartia; Petromyzontiformes; Petromyzontidae
Gene: CFAP91
Product: cilia and flagella associated protein 91
Source: RefSeq, a predicted model, not a curated record
ACGCGCAGAGCGUUGGAGGCGAUACAUUGCGACGUCCUGCGACUCUCCCCGUGACUCUCCACUCCUCGUGGCUCUCCCCGUGACUCUCUCUCUACUCCCCGUGACUCUCUACUCCUCGUGACUCUCCCCCCACUCCCCGUGACUCUCCCCCCACUCCCCGUGGCUCCCCCCCUGGUCCCCGUGACUCUCCCCGUGACUCUACCCCUGCUCUCUCUACUUCCCGUGGCUCUGGGGAGCGGGGGGGUCAUGGCGGUCCGAGCUCCCCCAGCAGCGGCCAGGAGUUUUGACUUCGCCUACGACCCUGUUUACACACUCUCCAGCGAGAGGGACCAGGCUCGUGUGCGACUCGUGGCUCAGACAACAAUGCAGACACUAGUGAAGGUGCCACACUAUGCCACUAUGUUCAGCUCCCUGCCGCACCGGCCUGCAUACUCACUUCGUCUGGAGGCCCGUAUCCCGCAGCCUGCUCUCCUUAUGACGGCACAUCGGCCAGGGAGAGAGACUAUGUGCGGCAAUGAGGAAGUGAGGGGGCGGAGCCGAUAUCGAUUCUUUCAGCGGCCUCAUAUUCCCUUCCUGCUGUCACAUCCCGUAGAGCUCAUCCUGCAGCAACCCCGGGCGGUGGGCGAGGAGCAUGGCGUGGCCAGAAUCCCUGCCGUACGUUCCGUGUCUGUUCAGACAGAUUUCAGGGACAGCGAGACUCAAACAGAGCCGUUCUCUCCUCCCUACACCGUCCCACCCGGAGUGCCAAUGCCAGAGAUCCUCACAUUAACCGCCCUGACACACGAGCGAGGUCUGCCGGCGGGGUUGGCGGAGGUGGAAAUGAUCGAGCGGCUUCGGGCUCGGCGAGCGUGGGAGGAGUCUCUGCCGUCCUUACAUGAUGCGGAGCGGAGAGACCAACGAAGGCGACUCAUGGAGGAGGCCGAGCGAAGAGAGUGGGCGUUCAGAGAGAGGGAGAUCCACCUCCUACAGGAGGAGCGUAUGCGGGUGUUGGAGGAGUUGUUGUGGCGCCGUGAGCAUGGCCGGGCCAAUGCGAUUGCCGCUCAAGUGGAUGUGAAGAGACGCGCCGAGGAGGAGCUCAGACGCGAGGCGCAGGACGUGAUCCGCAGACAACACCUGCGCUCGGUGCGCAAGCUGGUGGCGCGUUGGGUGCGAGUGGUGGAAGGAGCCGCGCCAAGCCGAGACGUUAUUCACGAUUACACUGACCCUGCGUCACGGGCGUUCGCUCCCCUCACUCGGCUGGGACAGUUCACCAAGACCCAGCACGGGCAUCCCACGGAGAAACAAGGGAGGCAGGUUCAGCCCCAGCUGCUCAACUCCUACCAUGGUCUUCUGGAGCUGGAAUCGUGUCUCCCAGCAUCCUUGUUCAACGUCCGUGUGUCUCAGCCGAAGAUGGACCCGCGGGCUGCCCGUCAGAUGGCUAUGAUGGAUGAGGCCUACAAGGCCUUGAGGGAGCGUCGUGAGAUGCAGGUGUCACCGCCCCUGCGUUUCCUGGAGCAAGUAGAGAAACCAGAACCAAGGCCUCCCACACCAACCACUCACACAUCCAGUCAGGAGGAGGAUAAGAGGGAACUGGCCGCCAUUUUUCUGCAAAAACUUCUGCGUGGGCGGUCCACUCAGAAUGAGAUGUUUGAGCAGAAGGAGUUGAGGCUGGAGCUGAUCCGGGAGGUUCGCAGCACACAUGCGCUGCAGGCAGCAGAGCAGGCAGCAUUGCGAGCCACCAAGCAGGCCACACUUGCAUUGCAGAGACAGCACGCGGUGCACCAGAAUCAGGUGGAGGAGCGCAGCAGCGUGCUGUCCGCCUGCGAGGGCUCCGCUCUCUCCCAUCUGCUGCUGCACACGGCGCAGGAGCUGGAGCGGCUGCAGGUGGAGCGGCGGCUUCAUGCCGCGUGCCUCCUGGCCGAGCGGCGGCGGCGGCGUCGCGAGGCCACCGAGGGCGGCCGGCGGCAGCAUGAAGAGCGAGCGCGGCGCGAGCACGAUGAGGUCUUCAAGCAGGUGGUUGGGGUUCACCAGGCCACAGUGGAUGAGUUCCUCGAGUCUGUGCUUCUCAAUGCCAUGGAGUCGACAUCUGAGGCUCAGGCUCGGCUCGAGGUGCAGAUCUUGACAGAGCAGCUCGACGAGAUGAGCCGAGAGACACGGCACAGUCUGACUCCACAUCAGGCCCAAGAGGUGGUGGCGGAGUUGGUUCAUGGAUUUCUCAUUCCAGAGACACAGCGGAGGGAAGUACGAGAAAAAGUGAAGGCGGCACAGCGACGCCACCUGGCAGCAGCACAUGGAGUUGUACUAGCAGCAGCCAGGAGUACAAAGCAAUCGGUAAUGCCUAACGAUGUAUUCACUUAUCACAAUGGUCAUCCUCUUGGGCAUGUUCCUGUCUUUGGCUGCCAUUCUGUCACCAUUCUUGUCCAUCAGAUAUCAUCGAUUGUAGCAAUCUUUCUUGCCCAAGCUCACUUUCCUAAACUGUUGAUAUAAUUUCUAUAAAUGUUCGUAUAUCUUGAUCUAUGUGUUCUCCUGUCUGUCAGUGUAAUUCUGUAAGCACGUAUCCUUCCAUGCUGCUCUGUGGACUUUUGAGCUUUUGUUCCGUUUUCUCAAUGUGUCCAUACAUAAGUUAUAGCAGGUAGUAUGCAAAGGAAACAUUCUUCUUUAUGCACAUUAGUAUGUUACAUAUCCCGCUGUGAAAACAGAUGUAACGUGAGAUGCAUGACAAUGUAGAUUGUCAUGCAUGUUGCAGCCUGCUGCUGAGACUAGUUGGAUAAGCAAGUCCAGAAUGCAUCCCUCUGUAAUGCCCAGAAGUGCAUUGGCACAUUCUGCUGUUCUACACUUGUGUCCCACCAAGUAUAGCUAAUUGUUUAGUGAACCUAUACGCGAAUGUUGUUUGCCUAUUCAUCUUGUGUCCACCCUUGCAGCUCUCUACAAUGCUGUUAUUUCAUGAUUUACAGUGAUGACAUUUUGUUAUUCAUGUUGCUGCUGGGGCUGUGAACUGUUGCUUAGGCUUGGUCUUCUGCUUCUGCCUCCUUAUGUCGCCUAUCUCGUUUCGACAUGUGAUUACUUUUCCCCUUAAUCCAGUUUGAGGGCUGGAAAUGGCCUCAACUUAAUCUCAUAUGGCCCGUGGCCACAUGAGCCCUUCCAUUUGGAAAUGCCCUGCAAACAAUAUAGACCCUUCACAGCAGCAACAUGUUAGCUCCACUUAUCGGGUACUACAAGGAUAUUUUUUAGACUUGGCAACAGCGUCUAGUUUUAGCGCAUAAUGGCCUCUUGUAGCGACAGAAGUGACCACGAUAGGUGCCAAUGUGUGUAGUUGCCGAUACCCAAAGGGAUUUGAAAGUGUUCUUCGGCUAUCGCUAAAGAAGAGGUUCCCUCCCCAGCCUCCCACUCAUACGGCCCCGAUGUCAUAUGUGCUAUUUGUUAUAGGUUUUGGGUUUUAUAUGUGUCUGUGUAAUUUUCUGUAGCUGUGAUCUAUGGGGUGGGUCCAAUGGCUAUAGGAUUAUGGGCUAUAGGUUCUGCGUUAAGAACUCAAGAUCUCAAGGUGCUGGCAUAUGUAUGUUGAACUUCUUUCACACCGUACGUAGCCACCCAUGCUUAUCUGGACCAGUGGAAAUCCAUGGUUACACUUAUUUUUUCUCCACAGGAGUGAGGUGGCAGACGGUGGCGACGUUGAGACGCAGAGAUCGGAGGCUCUCGUAUGCGAGACUGUACACGUGUUUGUGUUGGUUACCUAUCGGCAUACAGAGCAGUACCUGUAGUCUGAGGAUUAUCCCGCUGUCCAUAUGGGUUUUCCGAGGCAAACUGGUUUCCUCCCGUAUUAGACAAACAUGUGUACCUUGCUGCUAACUUUUAUAGAAAUACGUCUAGACAGAUUCACAAUACAUGUGCGUAUUCUGAACAAAAUUGCAUAGCCUAAAAAACACCAGGUGGUGAGAUUGUCAAACGUCACCAAGUGGAUGCUAUAGUGAGCACCGUUUUGCCUUGUGUGGGGACAAAUUUAAUCAAAAACUAGGGUUUGUAAAGUUUUUCUUCAUAUUACCCAUCACCGAAUGGACACAUUUUUGGCUAAAAAACAGUUACCGGUUUUCCGCAUACAGCAAUAUGGAGCAAUAAACACACAACUUCUUUUAAUUUUUAAUGGAGAAAUAAAGGGAGUUCCUGGGGUGUGAGGUUAGCACACUGAAGUUGCAACCCAGAGGUCACUGGUUCAAUUCGAUUUCUACACAUGACAGUUGAAACAGGGAAUGUGUUUUAAACACCCUCCAGCCUCUGUUCACCCUGCAAUAGAAACGGGUUGACCAGUCAAUCGGCACACACACCUCCGAUUAGCGCAGUUGGCUAUAUACGGUGCAAAAGAAGUUCAACAUACAUGGUGGAGUAAAGUAUGGGUACACCCGCCUCUUCCAAGACUUUUGAUUAGUGUCGAAGAGUAGGCCAAAUACCCCCUAGAGCUCCCUCUAGUGGAGGCUCUUCCACCAGCAGUGGUGUGAGUGAGCAAUUGCAGGAUUGCACCUGUAACUUUAAACAGAAAUUCGGUCAAAUUAACCUUAUGGCGGUACCUCGUGGUACCAUCGUACCCCGGCUCUCGCACGAUGUCUGUGAUGCAGUCAUUCUUAGUCUGUUGAUGGUCGGCGGUGCGGCAAUCGACUCAUCUCGACGAGCUGUACACGAUGCACUAUUCAAAGUUGAAUUUUUCGAUAAGGGAUUUUUUUAAUGCUAAUGUUUGGCGAUUCAACAUCGCGGAGUAGCACUGAUUUCGGAUUGAUUGGUACCCCAGUCGCGUAGUUAAGUACACCCCAGAAAAAAUAGUGUCCCAGAAAUAAAAUAUUUAAUUGCCUCGGCCAUUUUGUAUUAUUUGGUACCCCGGGGUACCGCCAUAAGGAUCAAAUGUCCUGAGGCCACCAUACGCUUGUGUGUUUGUGUGUGCCGAUCAGUACAUUUAUUAUUAAUAUCCACUGCAAAUAAUUACCGAUUAACGACUUUAGGAACCAGUAAUCGAUUCUGAAGAUGGUUACCAGUUUACCAGUUGUAAAACAACCCAAGUAUAAAAAUGCACCGUGUGUUUGCCCAUAAAACAUAAAGGGCAAAAUACUUAAACAUCUAAAGCAGAACCCUCGUGAAGGCAAAUUGAGACUUGGUCAGCUUCAUUGGUUACGUAAACGACUGGCGUUAUGAUAAUACAGUACGAGGUUUUUACAGAAUUCAACACCAAAUGACAAUUUAUAUUCUUGUAAGGUGAAGAGGGCAAGGUAAGGAACAAGUCAGGGCAUACGACAAAUGCAUACGAUGCUUGUCCUGUAAAAUAAAGAGUUGAUAUAACACGA